AUGCGCUCCAUCCUUUUGCUACCUCUAGCACUAAGUCUCGCCGCAGCGGCUCAAGGCGAUCGAGAUGAGGACGGAACGCUACGUUGCAUUACAGAGAGCUCGGGUCUUGCUAUCAAUGAGAGCGUCAUAAUGGCAAGAGCGCCGAACUAUCCACGCCAACCAAUCAAUAUUGACCUCUACAUGCACUUUGUAGGACCAGACGAUAAGUCUCCUGAGGACCAGCUUCGCAAAAUUGCGGAGAAACAGCUUGAUGUGCUGAAUACCGCUUUUCGCGACUCUGAUAUUUCAUUCACGAUGCAAGAUGUCCUAUUCUGGAAUGACGCCUUCUAUGCCAGCAUACAAGAUGGCGGGGAACUUGCCUCGAUGAUCCAAAAAUACCGCAGGGGGGAUACCAAAACCCUCAACUUGUUCGUUCCAAAAUUUCCCAGCAAAAGUCUAGGAAUCGGCGGGUGCAUAUCGAUUGACGACCUCUUCAUGCUGCAAACGACCCCUUUAUCUUCUGAUGGCUGCUUCGUGGACUCGACUACUCUUCCUGGUAGCAUCAGCAAGCGCUACAAUCAGGGCAAAACAGCUGUUCACGAGGUUGGUCACUGGCUGGGGCUACUACACACUUUUGACGGUGGCUGCGACGGCGACGGUGACCACAUACGCGACACACCCGCUCAAGCCUACGCGACUUAUAGGUGUGAUAAUGAGUUCCAAGACACCUGCCCAGCAAAAGACGGCUACGAUCCAAUCCACAAUUACAUGGGGUAUUCUUACGACUCUUGUAUGACAGAAUUUACCGAAGGACAAACAUUCAUCAUGCACUAUACCUGGAACAGGUUUCGCAAGUAG
This is a messenger RNA of Beauveria bassiana ARSEF 2860, 837 nucleotides long. Its product is annotated as metalloprotease MEP1. The transcript is spliced from 3 exons. The record is from RefSeq and is a predicted model, not a curated record. Lineage: Eukaryota; Fungi; Ascomycota; Sordariomycetes; Hypocreales; Cordycipitaceae. The coding region runs from base 1 to 837 and encodes 278 amino acids. Gene Ontology annotation, molecular function: metallopeptidase activity.